Messenger RNA from Pipistrellus kuhlii (Kuhl's pipistrelle), 1890 nucleotides. It is a transcript of the gene SETD4, whose product is annotated as SET domain containing 4. Gene Ontology annotation, molecular function: transcription coactivator activity; histone H3K4 methyltransferase activity; histone H3K36 methyltransferase activity. The coding region runs from base 347 to 1714 and encodes 455 amino acids. Lineage: Eukaryota; Metazoa; Chordata; Mammalia; Chiroptera; Vespertilionidae. The record is from RefSeq and is a predicted model, not a curated record. The transcript is spliced from 11 exons. Gene Ontology annotation, biological process: peptidyl-lysine monomethylation; peptidyl-lysine dimethylation; peptidyl-lysine trimethylation.
GCGUUGGGCGCUGGCGGAGGGUCGGGCCGGCCCCGCGUUCGGAGUUCCUCCCUCCGCCGGCGGCACCUCAGAGCGCAGGCUCGGCGCCCGCGGGCCCUGGGUUUUCCCGUUCGCGCCUCAGUCCGGGGCCGGGACGGACCGGGUCCGGGCCGGGGACCCGCCGCGCACGCCCCGCGGAGCCCGGGCCGGGCCGUGGCUCUGGUUGGUGAGGCGCGGGGAGCCCGGCCGCCGCCUCGGAGAGCCCGCCGCCAGGUACCAAGAACAGUGAUUAUCUUACAUUGGGAGAAGGGGAAAGAAGUGCUUUUUAUUUUCGAUCGGGCACCGAAACAGAAACUGCAGUUGUGGUAUGAAGAAGGGAAGAGGAAGAACAAGCCGGAUCAGAAGACGAAAACUCGGCAGUUCUCAGUCCAGAGGAGUGAAUGAGAGCUACAAGCCUGAAUUUAUAGCUCUUAAGAAGUGGUUGAAAGCUAGGAAGUUUGAAGAUACGAAUUUAAUACCUGCUUGUUUUCCAGAUACCGGGCGAGGGCUGAUGAGCAAGACGUCCCUGCAGGAGGGCCAGCUGAUUAUCUCGUUGCCUGAGAGCUGCCUGCUCACCACGGACACGGUGCUUAGGAGCCGCUUAGGGCCGUACAUCGCCAGGUGGCAGCCGCCCCCGUCUCCGCUGCUGGCGCUGUGCACCUUCCUGGUUGCAGAAAGGCAUGCUGGGGACCGGUCUCCCUGGAAGCCCUAUCUGGAGGUCUUGCCAAAGGCCUACACCUGCGCCGUGUGUCUGGAGCCCGACGUGGUGGCUCUCCUUCCCAGGCCGCUGGCGGAGGCGGCCAGAGAGCAGAGGAUGCGCGUGCGCGAGCUGUUCACUUCCUCCCGAGGCUGCUUCUCCUCCCUGCAGCCCCUGCUCUCCGCUGCCGCCAAGAGCGUCUUCAGCUACCGCGCCUUCCGGUGGGCCUGGUGCACCGUCAACACCAGGGCCGUGUACAUGGCGAGGGGCCGCAGGCAGGGCCUGUCGGCGGAGCCCGACACCUGCGCGCUCGCCCCGUUCCUGGACCUGCUGAACCACAGCCCCGCCGUCCAGGUGGACGCGGCGUUUAACGAGGAGAGCCGCUGCUACGAGGUCAGGACGGGCUCAGGCUGCCGGCGGCACCAGGAGGUGUUCAUCUGCUACGGCGCCCACGACAGCCGGCGGCUGCUGCUGGAGUACGGCUUCGUGCCCCGCGCCAGCCCCCACGCCUGCGUGCCCGUCCCGCCAGAUAUGCUUGUUAAAUACCUUCCAUCAGCAGAUAAGCAGAUGAACAAAAAGAUUGCCAUUUUAAAGGAUCAUGACCUUAUAGAGAACCUGACGUUCGGAUGGGACGGGCCGUCCUGGCGGCUGCUCACGGCGCUGCGGCUGCUGUGCCUGGAGCCUGCGGAGUUUCUGUGCUGGAAAAAAGUCCUUCUUGGGGAGAUAGUUUCAGACGUGAAUGAGAAGAAGAGUUUGGACAUCGCCCAGAAAAUAUGCUGCUACCUCACAGAGGAGGCUAGCGCUAUGCUUCAAAAGGUUUCUCACAUGAAGGAGAAGGAAAUGGCGGGGACACACCAGCUCACUCUGGUGGAGACGCUGUGGACAGAGGAGCUGAAGAUCCUCCGGGCGUCUGCCGAGACAAUGAGCAGUGUGCAGAGGCUGUUCGCCUCACCCAGGUGCCCCGCCCGAUGCCACCCCCUCUGCGGAUGCGACACCUAAAACACUGAGCACUAAGGCACGCUUUACCCAGAACCGCGUACACCGACGGAGGCUCCCAUUAAAUGGUGUGCUUGACGCCGAAACCGGUGUGGCUCAGUGGAUAGAGCGUCGGCCUGCGGACUGAAGGGUCCCAGGUUCGAUUCUGGUCAAGGGCAUGUACCUUGGUUGUGGGCACA